AUGAGUUCCCAGAGUACAAAAAAUUCUGCAAAUGAAACUUUGCUUCAUCCAAAAAUGUUUUACAUAACUGGUUUAAAUGGUUUGGCUUUUGCUAACUAUUUUUAUAUUUUUUUGUUCAUUGUCUAUGUUUUUACAGUGUUUUCUAACAUGUUUGUCAUCUCGUUAAUAUAUUUUGAUCAAAGUCUUCAUAACCCAAAAUAUAUUGCUGUCAGUCACUUAGCUUUAGCUGAUGUAUGUACAUCUACAGCUUUAGUUCCUAAAAUAAUAGAUACAUUUCUUUUUAACUCUAAUUUUAUUACAUAUGAUGCAUGUUUAACUAAUAUGUUUUUUGUAAAUUUCUUUAACGUAAUGCAGUCUCUUUCUCUUGCAAUGUUAGCAUAUGAUCGAUUUCUUGCUAUAUGCUUCCCCUUACAAUAUCACAAUAUUAAUACUAACAGCAGGAUGGUCCUAAUUAUAUUUUCACUUUGGGUGUUUGCUGGGGCUUUGUUGUCUACAAUGGUGUUCCUAAUUACAAGACUCAGCUUCUGCAAGUCGACAGUGAUAAACAGUUAUUUUUGUGAUUAUGGACUUGUCUACAUAUUAGCUUGCAAUGAUUUUCACCUGAACUUAAUAAUUGGUUUUUCAUGCAUAGCUUUUUUGCUUUUUGUGCCACUGACCUUCAUCCUCAUUUCAUAUGUAGCUAUUUGGUUUGCCUUGCUGAAAAUUGCAACAACAGAAGGAAGGCAGAAAGCGCUAAAAACAUGUACUUCACAUAUGAUCUUGGUGGCAAUGUUUUAUCUUCCAAUAGCUUUUUCAUAUCUUGCAUCACAGUUUACAAUUUUUCCCAAUGCAAGGAUUUUAUGUAACUCAUUAGCUACAACAGUUCCCCCAAUGCUGAACCCUGUCAUUUAUACACUGAAGACUGAAGAGAUAAUGACUUCUAUCAAAACGUUACGAAAGAAAAGACAGACGAAAAGAGUAAUGACUCAAACAGCCAAAUCCAGUAAUAAAACAAUCACUAAACAUAUAAAUCCAAAUUAA
This is a messenger RNA of Polypterus senegalus (gray bichir), 1020 nucleotides long. Its product is annotated as olfactory receptor 51I1-like. The record is from RefSeq and is a predicted model, not a curated record. NCBI's taxonomy places the organism in Eukaryota, Metazoa, Chordata, Cladistia, Polypteriformes, Polypteridae. Gene Ontology annotation, molecular function: G protein-coupled receptor activity; olfactory receptor activity. Gene Ontology annotation, cellular component: membrane. Gene Ontology annotation, biological process: G protein-coupled receptor signaling pathway.